CAAGUCAUGGAGAUUGCAUAUCUAUAAUUUAUUAUAAUAAUUACUUACCUUUACUAUGGCGAUGUGAAAAUAACCAUAUAUUUACUGCUACUCUCAAUGCUAUUAAAAAUCAACACACCUGGUGUCCUUUCUGUUCAAACAAACAUGAGGAUUUAUGUCGCAAAAUCAUAACAAAAUAUCUUGGUCCACCUUCGCCAAUUCGUAAACCCGAUUUCUUAAAAACUCCAGAAUACCCAACUGGACUAGAACUCGAUAUCCCAUACUAUGAUUACGGCUUUGCGAUUGAAGUGCAAGGUAUACAACAUGAACAUCAAAUCAAAUUCUUUCAUCCAAAUUUUGAAGGUUUCAAGAAACAGCAAACUCAGGAUCAACUCAAGGAAGAACUCUGCGAAGAAAAUUGGAUAGCAUUAAGAUAUGUUUGGUAUUAUGAAGACCCAUUUGAGAAAAUUCCAGUUAUCCUUCGAGAACUGG
Molecule: messenger RNA, 471 nt
Organism: Racocetra persica
Lineage: Eukaryota; Fungi; Glomeromycota; Glomeromycetes; Diversisporales; Gigasporaceae
Source: the annotation of a GenBank genome assembly